CUUAUGUAAACAUACAUAGUACAUGAAUAUAAUGAUAAGAGAUUUAAUUAUUGAUUAUUGAUUAUUGUUAUUAUAGAGGGUAGGUGAAGAGGCUAUAUAAGAAGAUGUUUGCAUGUUGUUAUGUUAAGUUGAGUUGAGACCAAAAAACAAAAGAGUAGAAAACAAAAAGGGCUAGAUGGCUGCUUUCUAGAUUGUUUUCUCAUUUGGUUGGUUGUUUUUUUAUAUCUAGCAGCUUUGAUCAGUUCAUUGAUUCAUAAUCAUAAUCAUCAUCAUCAACAUCAUCAUCAUCAUGGCUUCUUCUAACAGACACUGGCCAAGCAUGUUUAAGUCUAAGCCUGCCUGCAACCCUCAUCACCAAUGGCAACAUGACAUCAACUCCUCUCUCAUCUCUUCUUCUUGCCAUAGAACCCCUUACUCUUCAGAAGGUUGUGAAGAGAGGAGUCCAGAGCCAAAACCAAGGUGGAAUCCAAAACCAGAACAAAUCAGAAUAUUGGAAGCAAUAUUCAACUCAGGUAUGGUGAAUCCACCAAGAGAUGAAAUAAGGAAGAUAAGAGCACAGUUACAAGAGUAUGGUCAAGUUGGUGAUGCCAAUGUUUUCUAUUGGUUCCAAAACCGCAAAUCUAGAAGCAAACAUAAGCUUCGCCAUCUUCAAAACCAAAACUCUUCAAAGAAUCAACAAAAUAUUCUAAACCAAGAACCACCAACACAACAACAAAACCCUAAUCCUAUUUCAUCAUCACUUCCUCAAAUCACUCCACCUUCAUCUUCAUCAUCUUCCUCUGAGAAAUCACCACCAAAAGAAAUAAUACCAUCCAAAGUUUUUUCUCUUGGAUUCUCUAACAUCAAUGAUGUUGUGCCUAAUUCUCCAACUACUUCUGUGAACCAAACAUAUCUUCAUUCUCAAAAUGAAACAACUCUUCUUCCACCACCACCACAACAACAACAAGUAGCUUCUGCAACAAAUGAAACUAAUUUCUUCUUUCCAAUGCAACAGCAUGGACAAGGAAUAGUGCUACCUAACAAUGUUGUUACAUCACAAGGGUUUUGUUUCUCUGAACUCUCUAACAUGGUUCAUGCUCAACCACACAACACUGGUCAUUGCACUAGUUUUCUUCUUAGUGAAAUCAUGAACCAUGGUGCUAAUUCCUCAAAGAAAGAUCAAGAUCAGGAUAAUAAGUCUGUUAAAAUAAUGCACCAAAUUCCACACUUUAACUUUUGUUUCACUCCCACAACUAGUACUACUACUGUUGUACCUCCUACUACUUCCUCCACCAUCACUGUUCCAUCCCCCAUCAUUUCUCAUGCUCAAGGGCAUGGAGAAACAGGUGUUACAGCAGCAAGAUCAAUGGUGUUCAUUAAUGAUGUUGCGUUUGAGGUAGCAUCUGGACCUUUCAACGUUCGUGAAGCAUUUGGUGAUGAAGCUGUACUCAUCCAUGCCACUGGUCAACCUGUUUUAACUAACCAAUGGGGUGUCACUCUCCAAUCACUCCACCAUGGUGCAUGUUACUAUCUGAUAUAGGAAAAAAGAAAGGUGAAGGAAGGGUGAUUGAGUAAAAUGAGGCUUUAUUAUAUAUUAUUUAUGGUGUGUUUUUAUAUUUUGAUGAGUUUGUGGUUUGUUCUUUUUGUUAUGUUUUAUCACCGUACGUGUGUGUUACUGCUAUUAGGAUUAUUGAAUAGGGUUUGUAGACAGACACUGCUCAUGAGUAUGAAUGACUUCAGAUGGUUCAAUCUAUAUGUGAUGUUCCAAUCCAACUAUGGAUAUAAUCAUCACUUUGUUGACCUAAAUACUUAAGUAUGUAACUUUUAUUUUUCUCCUAUGUUAGUUUCAACUCAACUAUAUUACUAUGUUAAAUGUUAUGAUAUGAAGGUUAUUAGUUAUGGAUGUGUUU
Cicer arietinum (chickpea) is the source of this 1889-nucleotide messenger RNA. RefSeq names its product WUSCHEL-related homeobox 9-like. Gene Ontology annotation, biological process: regulation of developmental process. Gene Ontology annotation, molecular function: DNA-binding transcription factor activity; DNA binding. NCBI's taxonomy places the organism in Eukaryota, Viridiplantae, Streptophyta, Magnoliopsida, Fabales, Fabaceae. The record is from RefSeq and is a predicted model, not a curated record.